Arctia plantaginis is the source of this 741-nucleotide messenger RNA. Lineage: Eukaryota; Metazoa; Arthropoda; Insecta; Lepidoptera; Erebidae. The record is from the annotation of a GenBank genome assembly.
AUGGAACAACAAAUGGAUGCUUUUUGGCAAAAAAUGAAACAAGAAAUGUCAGCACAAACGCGGGAGAUAACCGAAGCCGUCACCAAAAAAGUAUCCGAGAGUAUCAAUGAAAAAUUAACUGCUCUUGUGGAAGAAAAUAAUAACUUGAAGACUGAAGUCAAGACCUUACAAGACAAGAUAAAGUUAAUGGAAGAUCACAAAAGAAAAAACAACAUUAUUUUCUUUGGUAUGCAAGAAGAACAGAACAAUAAGUCCCCAAUCGACUCCAUCACAAAACUGCUAGAAAAAUAUAUGAACAUUCAUAUCAACCCUCAAGAAAUAAACAACGUCUACCGACUAGGAGCAAAACAAGAUAACAAACCACGCCCCAUUCUGGUAACGUUUACAACAAAUUGGAGGAAAAAUGAAAUUCUCAAAAACAAAAAGAAACUAGAUCAUGAAAUAUACAUCAAGGAAGAUCUCAGCAAAGAAAUCUUAGAGAAAAGGAAAGAGCUUCUUCCUCAGCUACAGGAAGAAAGAGCAAAAGGCAAAAUCUGUUACUUUGUCAAAGAUAAAAUUGUCAUAAAGGAGUCGAAAGAUGACAAAAGAGAUAAGAGGAAAAGAGACUGCAGCACUUCACCUAAUAACCAACCCACGUUGGCCCCAAAAAAGAUUAACAAGACAAAUAAUAUGCUUAAUUAUAUGGUACGGGGCAGAUCCGCAUCACUGUCAACGCCCCCAACCACAAAAAACGAUCAAUAG